AUGAGCGGCCAGCCACACGUCGAAUGGAUCAGCGAAGAGGAGCGUCAAAGGCUUGCCCUGUUGUCUGCGACAGCCGAGGGUAAUUUGCAUAAGGUGCGCAGUCUGAUCAAGUCUGGGGUUCCGGUCGAUGCAUUCGACGACGACUACCUAACCCCGCUGCAAAUUGCCGCCGCCCUUGGCGACUCGUAUAUGGUGGCCUUUCUGAUCGAAUCGCGAGCCGAGGUAGACGCCUGCAACCAACCCGCGAACCUAGGCCAUCUCGACGUCGUGAAGAAGUUGGUGGGCCUCCAUCUGGAGGUGUCCCCAAAGAUCCUACCCUCGCUGUGCCCGUCGCCCCUCGUCGUCGCCGCCGUCAACGGGAUGCCGCAAAUUUGCGGAUAUUUAAUUUCCAGGACCGCUGCCGUCGACGAGACAAUUCCGACCCUAGGCAACCUGACGGCUUUGACGGCCGUGAUCCUUUGUUCUCGACCCGAGAACUCGUACAACACCAUUAUUUCAGCGCUCUUGGAUCUAGGUGCCAGCCCGACCCGUCGCACCUACCGUAACUCAAAGUCGGCAAUCGAAUUAGCCCAAGAGCUUCAGCGAGAAGAGAUCUCCUUGACGCUCAACGACAACAAUCGAAUCAGACAUGUUGACCUCGUGCAGCCAACCGACUUUCGACAGCUCUUAAGGGAGAAUAAGCUCGACAAGCUGCAGGAAGCAUUGCUGGCAAAGACGACAUUCAUGCCCGACGCCGUCACGCCGCUGAUGUGGGCGGUAGCGGUCGGCAGUGUACAGGGGGUCUACAAAUUGCUCGAGCUCCGCUACAAUGUAGACGCCCAAGAGACAAAGCACGGCUACUCGGCGCUGAUGCUUGCCGCCUUCCUGAGGGAGAACGAGAUGGUCGACGCGCUGCUGGAGUGCGGCGCGGGGGUGGAGAAGACGGAGCCGAACACUCUCCAUCAAACGUCGUACGACCUUUAUCUUUGUGCAUCAGACGAGCUUGACCCAGACAUCCGGGCCCGCCUUCACCGGUACAAGCCGAAAACCAAGAAGCCUAGUCGCAACGACAACAAGAAGUUCUCCGGCUCGGGAUCGAAGAGUCUGGCAAAGCGCUUCGGCCAGUUCAGCCACAUGAAACUGGUUCGUGUCGAGCAAAUCCUCCACCGCCUACGCCACAUCUCGCCUCCGUUGAUGCGAAGUUUGGACAGCGACUUCGAGGCGGUGCGCAGUCUGGCUGCGGAAUUCUCGUCGUUCGCCCUGGUCACCUUCUACGAUCGAUACAGCGAGACGCACAUCGAAAGGAGGGUCGAAUCCGAGCCGACCAGCCAGGAAUACGAUUUGGCCAUGAAAUUUGCAAAGGAAUAUAGCUAUGGGGGUGGCAAAGAGAAGAAGCCGAUACGUCCUGUCGUCAAGCCAAGAACCCAGCCAGCCCCGCUCUACUUGCGGAAGGAGGGCAGCGAGUUCGCACGCCCCCGUGUGCGCUCGAUGAUCGCGAUUCAGGAUGGUCCGCCGUCCGUGUCGCUGCGCACCACCCCGAGGAUGCUGAAGGGGUUCCAGAAGUCGCGCGACUCGCUGAUCCUGGAGGGCGGCGAGAUGUCGCCGGGCAGAGCGCCGGGACCCAGCUUCCAGUUCCCACCCACGUUCGAGAUGAGAAAAACCGUAUCCACGCCAUCGCUCCCCGGCCAAUCGACCCUCUCCCUCCUUGCACCAAGAAUUACCGAACCACACGGAUAUAGCCUGAGGAGUACACUACCUGCUCCGGUUGGUGACGAGGAAAAAAUUUGGGGUGAGAUGCGACGCCGGGGACUUGCCGAUAAGGUGGAGGUGAUGAUCAGCGAGGAGAUUGACUUUGAGACCUUCUUCGCCCUAACGCGCGAAGAUCUGCAAAAGAUGCAAAUCCGCGACUCGGAGACGAUCGCUUCAAUCCUGGACAUACAGAAUAGUCUCGGUGAAAUGUGGGGACAUUCCUACAUG
Molecule: messenger RNA, 1956 nt
Organism: Mesorhabditis spiculigera
Lineage: Eukaryota; Metazoa; Nematoda; Chromadorea; Rhabditida; Rhabditidae
Source: the annotation of a GenBank genome assembly